AUGAAGUAUUGUAUUAAGUUAAUUUAGUUAGAAAGAUUAUAAAGAAAAUGAAUAAACAAAGAUCAGAAUAAUGUUAUCAACAAUGGAGCAAGUGUAAAUAAAUUUAGUUUUAUAAUAAUCAAGAAUUAAAUUUGAAGCAAAUUUAGGAACAUCACUUAGAGCUGCAAGUCAAACUUUGAUAAGAUAAUAUUUAAAUGAAUUUUUAAUAAGUUAAACAAAUUAAUAAGAGUUAAUUCUUGGAAUGAAAGAAUGUGUAAAAUUAAAAAUUUAAUUUUAUGAAAUUUUAGAUUCAGAUUCUGGAUUUACUUUUACACAACUAUUUAAAAAGCUAAAAGAAACUUCAAGAUCUUUACUUAAAAUUGAAAAAUAAUUUUAUCAAUUAUUUAAUUUAGCUCCAGAUUUGUCUCUUCAAAAAGCAUUUUGCUUUUUUGAGGCAUAAAUAAUGAAUAAUUUACUUGCAGCUUUUAAAGUAAAAUAAUCAGAAAUUAACUUAAAGGAAAAUUAAAUUAAAUAUAGAGGUAUUAAAGACUUAAAUCUUUCUGCUGAUGUCAAUUCAUUUAUUUUAUUAUCAGUAGAUGAGAAUUUUAGAACAUUUAGCAUAAUUUAAACAUCCCAGAAUUUUUUUAAACUAUUUGGAAUUUAAUUUGAUCUAUCUACAUAUAAUUUUAGUGAUAUAAUUCCUUAGUUUUAUAGCAAAUAUCAUGAAAAUUCAGUCUAGAAUUUUUUUCAUACAGGUUAAAAUAAGUUUUACAGAAAUUUUAAUCAUACUUUUAUCAAAGGUCAUAAUGGAUUGUUAAAAUAAGUGAGUUUAUGUAUAGAUAAUACACAAGUAUUUAAAAUUGAUAAAUUUAUAUUUGUUGGUUUCUUGUAAAGUGUAAAUACAGAACUUCCAAUUUUAGUUGUAGAUGCUUAAACAUAAAUGGCCUUUUUUACUAGUAAAACACUAUUAGCAUUUGGAAUAAAUGAAUUUUAUUAAAAAUAAUUAAUUGAGGAUGGUGUGUUACAUUAAAUAGGAAUAUUAACAAUAAUUCCAUAUUUUAAAAUGUUAUUAAGAACUGAUAUGAAUACUGAUAUUGCAACUACAUUUUGUUUCUUUCUUAAACCUUAAUACAAUUCAGAAGCAAUUUUAACUUAAUCAACAGUAAAAAAAGAUUCAAAUUUUUUUGUUUGGAAAAAUAAAGACAAUAUAAAUUGUUUUAGCAUAGAAAUAAAAAUAGAAAAAAUAACUCUUUAAUUAGCAAGUUAUUUUUAACUUGAAUUUAUAUCAAUGAAAUAAAUUUUGAGUAAUGAUGAGAGAAAGAAAGUUCUUGAACUUUAUAAACCUUGUUUAGGAGACACUGUAACGAGUAAGGGAUCAAAAUGGAAAGGAAAGCAUCUUAAAAUAAUGAGUAUAUUAUCAUUUAGACAUGAAAGAAAAAGAAAUACUUUCAAAUAAUAAGAUAAUAAUUUAAAGUAAAGUGUUUUAAUAAAUAAUAACAAAGGAUAAACAAAAAAUUUGAAUCAAUCUUCUUUUAUUCAAUAAAAUUAAAGUUAAUCAAAUUUAUUAAGUAGUAAAGCAAGAAAUGAAUAAGAAUUUUAUAAAUCUUUUAAUAAAUCAUUUGUUGAAAGUGAAAUUUAAAAUAGCUAAUUGGAAAAAGAAGAGCAUUCACCAGAUAAAAAAAAAAAUAAUGAACCAAAUAAUUCAAGAUUACAUCAAUAAGUAGAAAGAAUAGGACAAUAAUCAUCAAGUGUUGCUGGAUUUUAAAGACCAUUUUAUUAUAAUAGAUAUUAUUUAUUAGAAAAAAUGAGUGAAAAAAGGAAUCCUAAAAAAAUAGAUUCUUUUCUAUUUUUUUUUAUAGGACAAAGUUUAAUUUUUUUUAUUUUUUCUUCUCUUGUGAUGAUUAAUAUGACUAAUGAUAUGACAUAUAUUAUAGAUAACAUUUAAAUGGCAUCAUUACAUGCUAGUAUAAUGGGACCGCAUGAUUUAUUUUUUUCAAUGAGAAUUACGGUAUCUUCUUAUUAAUAAAUGCAAAGAGAAGGUUUCUUGAAUGAAAAUUAAGUAAUUUAAUUAACAGAUCCUUUUUAUAUUAAUAUAAGAUCAGGAUAUUUAGAAUUAAAAGAAAGUUUCUAUAAAUAAUUGAGAAAUGUAUAUUUGUAAGAGUUUUUUUCAGGUAUUGAAUUAAAUUUAAGAUUUAUGGAAGAAAACGAUAAAGAAUUGUAUAAUAUGUCAACAAGUUUUAGAGAAUCUUUAUUAACUAUUUUAUAAUAUUAAUAUGAUCAUAUGAGAACAAUUGAAUAAAGAUAAAGCACAUCAGGAAAACCAUGUUAAAUAUUUUUAAUGGCUAAUUAUUUUCUCUUACAUGACAAGAUUGAGACAAUUACAUAAGAAAUAUAAAAAUGGUUAAUAGAAACUAAAGAUACAAUUGAUAAUAAAGGUAAAAUCUUUUGGAUUAUACUUUAAUUAUUAUUGAUAACUUUUGGAUUAAUUGGAUUGUAUAAUUUUAAUUUGUACAUUAAGUAUUAUGAUUAGUUUUUACUAAUUUUUAAUGAAUUUAAUAAAAAAUUAAUCUAUGAUUAAUUAAAUAGAUACGAUUCCAUAUACUAAUAAUUAUAAUCAAAUUAAGAUGAGAUUUUAAGAUAUAAUUUUGAUGUAGAAUUAAAUGAGUAAGAAAAAUCCUAAUCUUAAUAUGGAAGAGGUAAAGCACAUCAUUUUAAGCUUUUAAAUAGAAAUAGAUAAUAAUUAUCAAGAUUUCAUGUUUAUUCAAUCAUAAUUUUUAUCACUGUGGUUUAUUUAAUAUACACAAGUGCAAUUUACUAUAAAUAACAAACUUAUUUAUCUAAAUAUGAUGAUACAAUCUUAUUUUAUAAAAUGAUUUAAGAUCUUAAAUUAAAAAGUGGAAGUAUUUAUUUAUUUAAAGAAAUCAGUCUUAGAUGGGAUAAUUUCACUUUUUUAACUUCAAAUGAAAGAGAUAUCUUAUAUGAGUACAUUGAUUAAUCGCAUAAAAUAAUGAGUCAAUAUAUUCUACUCUCUUCAACUUUCGAUUAAUCAUAAUAUUUAGUAGGAAACAGAUUUACAGAUAAAUUUGUAGAUAUAUAAAAAAAUAUUAUUUGCUUAGAAAUUCUAGAUGUAAGAAUAUAUAUUAUAUUUUUAGUAAUUGGAAGCUUUUAUGCAAUUUUAUUGUGAUAAAUCCUUUGAAGGUACUCUCUCAAAAGGUUUAAUAUAAAGUUUAAAUUACAUUUCAAAUUCAAUAAAAAUUUAACAAUAGAUUAACAACUUUACAAAAAGAGUAGAAGUUUAAUUGUAUGAAUAAGAAGGAUCAUAAAUAAUUACAAGAUCAUUUUUUGGUCUAUCUAACUUAUUUUUAGAAAGUGUGAAAGACAGCUGCGAUGAAUUAAAUAAUUUCUUAAUUGUAAGUAUAUCAAUUAUAAUUAGUAUUUUUCUCUAAUUUAUUUGCUAAUAUCUGCUUUUCUAAUUAUUUUCAUCAAGUAAAUAUAUAGAUAAUAUUUAAUACAUGAAUACCAUUAAAUCAGAUAAUCUUUAUUUUUGAUACCGAAAGAGUCAAUUCUAUAUGAUGAAUCUUUGGAAAGAUAUCUCAGAGAAAUUGCACUUCAUUAAGGUUUAAUUUGA
Messenger RNA from Paramecium sonneborni, 3607 nucleotides. The record is from the annotation of a GenBank genome assembly. Lineage: Eukaryota; Ciliophora; Oligohymenophorea; Peniculida; Parameciidae.